AUGAAAUUCACCGUCCAGUCAAUCCUCGGCCUCCUCGGUCUCGCCUCCGCAAACCCUCACCUUCACGAUCCUCACCACUGGCACCCGCCGGGUCCAGGAGACUUCCGCGGCCCCUGCCCCAUGAUGAACACGCUCGCAAACCACAACUUCCUCCCACACGACGGCCGAAACCUUACGCGUGAGGUCGUGGUCGAUGCCCUAGCCUCAGCUCUAAACUUCAACGAGUCGCUGGGCAGUCUCAUGUUUGAUAUGGCUAUCGUGGCGAAUCCGCAGCCGAAUGCUACGUAUUUCACUCUGGACCACCUAAACAGACACAACGUCCUCGAACACGACGCCAGUCUUAGCCGCGCCGACGCCGCCCACGGCUCAAACCACAUCUUCAACCGCACAAUCUUCGCCCAAACGCGCGCCUUCUGGACGGCGGAAACCCUCACAGCGCAGAUGCUCGCGAACAGCAAGAUUGCCCGGCAGAUUGUUUCUCGCGCGUUUAACCCGAACUACACGUUCACGGCGUCCACGGAACAGUUUAGUCUCGGCGAGGUCGCGGCCCCGAUUAUCGUUUUCGGGAAUAUGGAUAAGGGAGAGGUCGAUAGGGGCUUGGUGGAGUAUUUCUUUGAGAACGAGCGUCUCCCGACUGAACUAGGCUGGACCACGAAGAGCGAGCCGAUUACGCAGGAGGCGGUUCUAGGCGUAUCUCUCAUGAUUGACGAGGCUCAAAACCUGCUCACAGGUUCCACCGAGGGAUCUGGAUCUGCUUCGGCGCAUGCGCGCGGGGCGGAUCUCCAUUCUGGGCUCCGGCUUUGA
This is a messenger RNA of Aspergillus calidoustus, 804 nucleotides long. The record is from the annotation of a GenBank genome assembly. NCBI's taxonomy places the organism in Eukaryota, Fungi, Ascomycota, Eurotiomycetes, Eurotiales, Aspergillaceae.